Messenger RNA from Emiliania huxleyi CCMP1516, 261 nucleotides. RefSeq lists its product as hypothetical. Lineage: Eukaryota; Haptophyta; Isochrysidales; Noelaerhabdaceae. The record is from RefSeq and is a predicted model, not a curated record. Bases 1 to 261 code for a protein of 86 amino acids. The transcript has a single exon.
AUGGUAUCUCCACUGGGGCCCCGCCGGUCCCCACUCAGCGAACGCCGCUCUAUUGAAACAGUGGCUAAGAAGGCACCUCUCGGCAACCGCCGCUCCCGCCAACGCGGCUCGACCGUCACCUCGGAGCUGCUCGAGACAGUGCAGCACGAGCUCCGGGUCGAGAAGGAGCUUUGCGCCUGGGGAAGAGGGCUCGACUGGCGCCCGUGGGAGGCGGUGACGCCCGCGUCGGUCGAAUGCGGAGUGUUCUCGCUUGACCUCUGA